AACAAAACACACCAAGGAUCAGAUCUGACUUAUCACUGCAUACGUACACCCUUAGUUUCACUUUUCUGUUUAAAUGUUUUUCUGGCUCUGAAUUUCUUUUCUCACCCCACCCUUCAUUCUUAGCAAAGCCCCGCCCAUUCCAUCAGAGAUGUGUUGGGGUCGUUUGAGUAAAGAGAAAUUGCAGUAUUGCUAAAUGCAUGCUAGUUGUGGUGAAGAAACAAGCUGAUUGUCUAACAACUAGCAGUCAUUUAUUGCCAAAUGAAUUACGUGUCACAUUUAUUUAUUUAUUUUUAAACAGGAAACGGCACAAACAUUAAUCAUAAAGAAUGCCAUGUCAGACAUGGGCUUGUUUUUUUGCAAUGUUAUUAAUUACUGAGAAUCGUGGUAUGGUUGAGAGUUCUCCUGCCAUAUGAGACUGAAGAGAACCAGCACAGAGAGAUCUGGAGAGAAAGUUCCACUGUAUGUAAUGUAUUCUCUUGCUAUUUGUUUGCUAAACCUGAGGGUGGGGUCUGGGUCAGGAGUAGUCAGAGCUGCAGGAUGUUCUCCAGUUUAAUCGUUUGUCUAUUACGUAAUAGAUAUCUGUCUUUUAUCAAGUAAAUUCUAGCUAGGUCAUCCAUCCAUCCAUCCAUCUAUCCAGUUGGUUGAUCAGACUGUCUGUCCAACCAUUCAUUCCUCUAUCUAUCCGUCCAUCUGUCCAUCCUGUUGAUUGAUCAGUCAUUCCAUCUGUCUGUUUAUCCAUUCAUCCAGAAGCUCUGCAUCUCAUUUGCUGCAGGUCAUAACAGCAAAAGGGAACUCUUGAGUACGACAGAUGUACUACAGAUGCUUGCUAUGAAGGGGUUGAAUAAUUUUGACUGCAACUGUGUCUAUGUUCCGGCGAUCAGUGUUAUAGCUACUGAUUCUGUUAUCAUUGAUUUAUAUACUUUAAGACUGUUGUUGUGGUGAGAAGGAUGUUCAGUGCAUCAGAGUUAGCAGGAUUUGAGAGAAGGAUGGAGAAGAGAGAAAUGAAACAGGAACAGUGUAAUUGAAACAGGAACAGCAGUACUUUUAUUUCGCUUGGUUAGACAUGCGGCUUAUAUAAAGACUGUCCCAGACAGCCAAAUGAAGUGUUGCUGCUGUAUGAACCGGAGCUGCUGUAGUGACCGUAGUGUCAAGCGACUGUCGGGAUUUAAAACCAUGUUGUGCUGCGAAGUCUACGCAGAGGUGAGACCGGAGCUCUUCUCCACAGAGACCAAGAUCCAAAACUCUGACCGAACCAUGGACCUAGGGCUGGCCGAGGACCAUUUUUCACGACCUGUGGGUUCUUUUGUGGCGUCAGACAUCGAGCAGCUGAAGCAGGCUAUAGAGGAGUGUAAGAAACUGAUCUUGGAGCUGCCGGAACAUUCUGAGAGACAGAAGGACACCGUGGCCAAACUCAUCCACCUUCGCCUCAAACUCCAGGAACUGAAGGACCCGGAGGAGGACGAGCCCAAUUUGCGGAUCCUGCUGGAGCAUCGCUUCUCUAAGGAGAAGAGCAAGAGCGUCAAACAGACGUGUGAUAAGUGCAGCACCAUCAUCUGGGGUCUUAUUCAGACCUGGUACACGUGCACAGGUUGUUACUACCGUUGCCAUAGUAAGUGCAUGAAUCUCAUCACAAAGCAGUGCGUGAGGUCUAAAGUGAGCCACCAGUCGGAGUACGAACUAAACAUCUGCCCAGAGAUCGGCCUGGACAAACAGGAUUACAGAUGUGCCGAGUGCCGAGCCCAGAUCUCUCUCAGAGGCAUCCCGAGCGAGGCGAGGCAGUGUGACUACACGGGACAGUACUACUGCAACAGCUGCCACUGGAACGACACCGCCAUCGUCCCUGCACGUGUCAUUCACAACUGGGAAUUUGAGCCUAAAAAGGUGUGUCGCUCGUCCAUGCGUUAUCUGACGCUUAUGAUCUCCCGACCUGUGCUGAAGCUGAAGGAGAUAAACCCACUACUCUUUAACUUUGUAGAGGAACUGGUGGAAAUCAGGAAGCUGCGUCAGGAUAUAUUAUUGAUGAAGCCCUACUUCAUCACUUGUAAAGAGGCCAUGGAAGCCAGACUGCUGCUGCAGCUUCAGGAUCGGCAGCACUUUGUGGAGAACGAUGAAAUGUACAGUCUACAGGACCUGAUCGACAUCUCCAGCGGUCGUCUCAGCUGCUCUCUCACCGAGAUACACACCACCUUCGCCAAGCACAUUAAACUCGACUGUGAGCGAUGCCAGGCCAAAGGUUUCGUGUGUGAGCUGUGCAAGGAGGGGGAUAUUCUCUUCCCGUUCGACAGCCACACCUCAGUGUGCCACGACUGCUCUGCUGUUUUCCACAGGGACUGUUAUUAUGACAACUCUAUGACGUGUCCACGAUGCGCCCGGAUGACCGAGCGGAAGCAGGACGAGCUGGCGGAGCUUUAGAGACGGGUUCUAACAGACGGGUUCUAACAGACAGGUUCUAACAGACGGGUUCUAACAGACUUUCACUGUGACAGCACCACGAUCAGUGCUGAAACCGGCAUUGUGAGCAUGCUUUCUUUACAGGACUGUGUUCCUGUAUACUUUUCUCUAUCUGCUGUCUUUCUUAUUCUCGUGUGCUUUUUGUGCAUCUUUGUAACACUACAGCAUCGGUGAAGGCAGGAGAGACAAGAACGAGAUGCGUGGUAGAGGUUAACUUGUACCGUCGGCAAUACAGCAUUCGCGAUGAGCUCUAUGAACACGCAGGACUGAACAUGGAACACUACAAGUGUUGUAAGGAUUUUAACUGGUUUAACACCGGUUUCCGUAUAAAACCGUCUGCCAUAACCGAGCCUUAUUAAUGAGAUCGUUUUAAUGAGGUGCUUUCACACUUUUUUUUUUGUUUUGUUUAAAGGUUGGUGUAACUCUGGCGAUGAGGAGGCGGUUUGGAGAAUUUAAGCUGUUUGUACGACAGUCGCGUACUGGUGAACAUCCUGAAAAAUAGACACAGAGUUAUUUUUUGUUGGGAUAUUGGGAGUGAAAUAUUCUCAUAUCAGCAUCUCUCAAUCACUGUAAAUCACUUUCCUCUCGAUUUGCAACCUGAUUUUCUGAAAUGUUGAAGUUGCCAAGAUGUUUUUUUUUUUGUUCCAUUUCAACUUUGGACUAUUGCUGAUGAAAUAUUUUCAUAAAGCUCCUUAUAUUCACUCACUAACAAGACUAAGUUGUUGAGCGAAUAUGUUCUCCCAUGUUAGUUUUCCCUUCUUGCCCCACAACUUGCAACCUGAUUGGUCAGGAGGUAACGAAGCACUUCACGUUACUCCAUGCUGCAUGGUGACGUCAGAGCUUUUUGGUCACGCCCCUCUCACGUUGUGUUCGCUUCCCUAAGCGUUACAUAUAAAACGUGUGAGUUACAAAAAAAAAAAAAAAGUAUGAAAGCACCUUUAUAUUUAAAAGCUGUUUAUUAUAGCACAGUAUAAUAUAUUUCUGUAUUUAUCUCUGCAUUGUAGUUCCAGGGACCUGGCAGUGUGUAUGAUGUGCAGGAGCAACAGAUUUCUCUUUGCCAAACGUUGAUCAAAAUCAGUGUCAAGAAUAUUGACGUAUCCGAGCACCCCAUUUUAAGAUUACGUUGAUUAUUCGUAUGCCAAUUAAACUGAAUAAGGAGUAAAAGAGGAGUAACGCUCUAUACACAAUGUAGUGUACGUCUCUGAGGCUCUUAAUCAGUAUGUUGUCAUUUUGAGGCAGGCGAUACCUCAGAAUGUAAUGGUUUCUGCACUCUUUAUUAUUUGUUCUAAAAUAAUAUGGAAUAUGCUGUGUUACCUUUCAGCAUGCCACUUGUUUUUUCGUUGUAUUUUUUGUUUUGUUGCGCUGUGAUAUAACAGACGUUGUGGUGUCAAGUAUUGUAAAGUUAUUCAAUGUGAAGUGACACUUAUGAAAGACACGAGUAAAAUUAAUAACUGUC
Messenger RNA from Ictalurus punctatus (channel catfish), 3907 nucleotides. RefSeq names its product differentially expressed in FDCP 8 homolog (gene def8). The transcript has 11 exons. Bases 1099 to 2412 code for a protein of 437 amino acids. Lineage: Eukaryota; Metazoa; Chordata; Actinopteri; Siluriformes; Ictaluridae. The record is from RefSeq and is a predicted model, not a curated record.